Nerophis lumbriciformis (worm pipefish) is the source of this 3154-nucleotide messenger RNA. Its product is annotated as cyclin-T2-like. The record is from RefSeq and is a predicted model, not a curated record. Lineage: Eukaryota; Metazoa; Chordata; Actinopteri; Syngnathiformes; Syngnathidae. Gene Ontology annotation, molecular function: cyclin-dependent protein serine/threonine kinase regulator activity. Gene Ontology annotation, biological process: regulation of transcription by RNA polymerase II.
AUAUCCGGUUUCUCCAUGACCGUCGUAGAGCAAUGGCGACGAACCGGGGAGAUCCUACGAGGUGGUUUUUCACCCGGGAGCAGCUGGAAAACACACCGUCUCGCCGACACGGAGUGGAGCCGGACAGGGAGCUUUCUUACCGGCAACAAGCGGCAAAUCUGGUCCAAGACAUGGGUCAGAGGCUAAAUGUCUCUCAACUAACCAUAAAUACAGCAAUCGUUUACAUGCAUAGAUUUUAUAUGCACCACUCUUUCACCAAAUUUCACAGGAAUGCAAUAUCUCCUACAACACUGUUUUUGGCUGCCAAAGUGGAAGAGCAGCCACGGAAACUCGAAUAUGUGAUCAAAGUUGCACAUGCCUGCCUCAACCCUCAAGAAUCUCCUCUUGACACUAAGAGUAAUGCAUACCUCCAGCAAGCUCAAGAGCUGGUGAUACUUGAAUCCAUAGUGCUGCAGACCCUUGGCUUUGAAAUUACUAUUGAUCACCCACACACUGAUGUGGUGAAAUGUUCCCAGCUAGUGCGAGCAAGCAAGGAUCUGGCACAGACAUCCUAUUUCAUGGCUACCAACAGUCUCCACCUCACGACAUUCUGCCUCCAGUACAAGCCCACAGUCAUAGCCUGUGUGUGUAUCCACCUGGCCUGCAAGUGGUCCAACUGGGAGAUACCAGUGUCUACUGAUGGGAAACACUGGUGGGUGUAUGUGGACAGCUCUGUUACCCAUGAGCUGCUUGAUGAGUUGACCCAUGACUUUCUGCAGAUUCUGGAAAAGACGCCUAGCCGGUUAAAGAGAAUACGCAACUGGAGAGCAACCCAGGCUGCUAAAAAGCCCAAAUCUGAGAACAUCCAACUGUCAUGUACCUCUUUAGCUGGCUCUUCCAUACUCCAAGACCAGCGUGACAGUUCACUUGCCGGAUUACCUUCCUCAAGUUUUUCCAAAGCUGGCGACACCUUCACGAUGUCUGCUCCGUCUGGUGGUGCAUUGUCUCUGGACUCUAUGACUGGCAUUUACCAGCCACCUAGCCACAGUGAAUGGCCCCAGGGCAACCAGAGUCAAAUAGAUUAUGCAUCUAGCUGUAUAAAACAAGAACUGUUCAACACUUCUCAUAAAGAGCAUCAAAAUCCCUCAACAUACAAGACUAAAAAAACUGCAGAUCUUAACGUUGUCAAACAGGAACUAAAAGGAGCCAGUUUGAGUGGACCUGGCAAGCAUCAGCCACCUACUUCAUCCUCUUAUACUUUAUCAGCUCAACCUCUACCACCUCAAGUCUCUUUAAACCCAAAACUGUCAUUGGACAAAUACAGAGAAAAACAUACUGUAGAGGUUUCUGUUUCUGGGCAAAAAGGCCGACAAGAACAGCAUGCCACACCCAUUGAGAACAACACAAAGGGGGGUUUAUCUUCCUCCAACUAUGCACCGUCUGUGAGUCGUGCUGAUCAUAUAAAUUCACAAACUUCUCAAAUUUCCCAUAAUGCCAUUUGUUUAGGUAGCAGCAGUACUGCCUCAACAAUAAAAAAUAGACUUUCUGCUACAAUGGACAGACGUCAUCAUAGUGACAAAUGGGACAAAAACUCACUUAAUCUCCAUCUGGCAAUUCCUGGCUCUGGAGGAAGCUCCAAGAUAGACAAAAACAAAGAGGAAUUUAAGAUGAAGAUUAAGGUUUCCUCAUCAGAGCGUCACAGUUCAUCUGAUGAAGGAAUGUCUGCCAAUAACAAGAAUAAACAUUCCAGCCCUAUAGUGAGCAAGGAGAAACCGCAUAGAAGUGUGGAUCACAACCUUCACCGCCAUCACAAGUUCAGUCACCACAGCGGGAAUGGACAAGGAGGCUCAGAGGGCCCCAAUAGUGGAGGAGACCUACUUCGAGGCCCCCCAGAACUGAUUACCAUAGAAGGAAUAGCGCUUCCUCAUAGUGGAUCCACGGCUUUGACGUCUUCCUCGCUGAGAAAGAGGGCACAUCUUGAGGCUAAUCACAAUCAACAUCCUCCUGCCUGGUCCUCCACUUCUAGCUCCAAACUGAGCAAAAUCUCCAAGGGUGGCACCAGUGCUGCAGGUGGACUGCGGACCUCACAGCAGUACCUUCCUCCGAGUGAACCGGCCCAUGAAGUGGGAAACCAGAGACACUGAGUGGAUCAUUCCACACCUUCAAACGGAAACGGCAGGAAUUUACGCACACUUGUAACGACUAUGCCCAACGUCCUCAUUAAGUGCCCGUGGAGAAGUAGAGAAGUCCUAAACGCAGACAUCCCGCAAAAAAUGAAGAACGUUGGGCCUUAGAUGAAGAAAAAAAAGAACCUAAUGCUUCCAUACUCUGACCUCUGGGCUGUGAUCUUCAGUCCCAUCUGGCUUCUCGGCUCUCCUCCCAAGGGACAAAAGUGUAUUUACCGUUUCCAUUUUGGAAAACUACAUUACAUGUUCUCUUAAAAAGGUAUGGAUAUACACUCUCCAUUUUUGUUUUUAAAAAAAAUCACAUUUCUGCAAUUGUAUGGAGCACGCUAAUGCCCAGCUGGAGAGUUCAACUUCAGUUUGCCGGCAUUUCAUAUUUAAAUGGAUGCCCUUUUUGUUCCUAAAUUUCAUCUGUGGCUUAUCUUGAUUUAUUUUUACACUUCAAUGCUGAUUUGCACGUGUUCAUCAAAGGGAUGAGAAGGACAACAUGCUAUUCACAGGAAGUGGAGACAAAUGUACAUACGUUUUUGUAUGGUAAGACAACAAUUAUAAUGAAUUCUCAGGUUUGGAUCUGCUUGUGGUUAUGACAGAAUAAUUAUAAAACAUUUAAAAAAAAUCUCUUUUUGUUUAACAGAUUGGCACGUGUUAAAACAGCCAAACUAGAGCGGGUGCUGCUUGUCAUGGUAUACCCACAUAUAUAUAGGUAUGGAUCAAAGUGAACGUUAUUAAAACAUGACAUUUUUAGUGUGCCAUGUAAGUAUCCUUUGAAGUGUUGUACAUCAAUAAGGCUUGUACUUGUCAAAACACAUUUACAUACCCAAUAGUACUAUGCAGAGGAAGGUCAUUUAUGUAAAAUGCCCUGGUGUUUUAAAUUUGAUUUUGAGAUGCAUAGAUCUUUGUGGACGGAAAAUGAUAGGUUGUCAUCCUGUUGAUACAUUCAUGACGCUUGUCUUCACAAUAGUUCUCUCCAUUAAACUUCAAUCCGAAAUCUU